AUGUCAUUACACAAAAAAUUAAAAAUAGACAACAAAGAAAAUGACCAAACAAUAAACUAUGAUGAAAAUAUGAGCAAAUUAUUUUAUAAAGCAUUUAGGAAUAUUUUCAUUAAUAAACAACUUUUCAAAUUUAUAAGACUAUUAAAUAAUUUACAUAGGUUAAUAUCAAAUCAAGAAUAUAGUAAUUUUUAUAAUUAUCAUUUUCACAAUAAUGAUUUUAUAAAUAAUUUUAAUUUAUUUAAUAAUGUUAUAAAUUCAAAUUAUAAUCCUAAUAAUAAUAAUAAUAGUAAUAAUAAUACCAAUAAUAAUAACAAUAAUAAUAAUAAUUAUGAUAACAAUAAUUAUAAUAAUAAAAUUGAAAAAGAAAAUUUACCAAAUAAUAUAAAGAAUUUAAAUUUAUCUUUAAAUGAUGAACCAAAUAUAAUUUCCAUACCAGAUAGUGUAGAAACAUUAAUAUUUGGAUGUAAAUUUAUUGGUACAUUAUCAUCUAGUUAUUUACCAAAAGGAUUGAAAACUUUAAUAUUUAAAUUAGGUUGUUCAUCAGAAUUUAAUAGUAAUAGCUUUAAUAAUUUAUCAUUAAAUUCAUCAUCAAUUGAAAAAUUAGUAUUAUCAGGUAGAUUCAAUUAUCCAAUACCUACAAAUUGUUUAGUUGGUAAUUCAUUGAAAGAAAUUCAAUUCAUUGGUAAAUUUAAUCAACCGAUAUUAUCAAAUUCAAUACCAAACUCUGUUACAUCAUUAAUAUUUGGUGAUGAUUUUAAUAAACCUAUUUAUGGUUUACCAAACUCUAUUGAACAUAUUCAAUUUGGUAAAUCAUUUAAUCAAGAGUUAACUAAAGAUUGGAUUACAAAUAAUUUAAAAUCUUUAAAAUUAGGUACAAAUUUCAAUAAAAUUAUAAAACCAAAUGUUUUACCAAUAACAUUAGAGAAAUUGGAAUUUAAAGAUCAAAAUUUAUUAUCAUCAUCAUUUUUCUCAAGUAAUAAUAAUAAUAAUAAUAAUGAUUAUAAACAAUGUAGCCCUACAAAAAAUAUAAAUAAUAUUGGUGGUGGUAGUGGUGGUAGUGGUGGUAGUGGUGGUGGUAGUUUAUUGGACUAUUGUUUUAAUUCAUCACCAUUUGAAAAAUUAUUAGUUCAAGGAUCAAUACCAAAUUCAAAUUGUUGGGUAAUAAUUGAUGGUUUAGCAAUUCAAGGACCUCAACUUGAUAUUUCUAAAUCAUCUGAAAAUUAUUAUAAAGAAGAAGAAGAACUUUAUUUUAAUUAUAGAGAGAUUAAACCAAAUAUGAUACCAAUGGGUGUAAAGAGAAUCAUUUUUCAUGAUAAUUUCGAUUCAUUAAUUAGAAAGAGUGUAAUACCAAAUAGUGUAGAAGAAAUUGAACUUGGUAAUAAAUUUAAUAAACCAUUAGUAAUAAAUUCAUUCCCAUCAUCAUUGACAUCAAUUAUAUUUGGUGACUCAUUCGACCAAUGUUUAAGAAUUGGUUGUAUACCACAAUCAUGUACUUCAUUAACUAUGGGUUUAUAUUUUAAUCAAAAGAUUGAACCAAAUCAGUUACCCGAAGGUUUAAAAAUUUUAAAACUUUCAUAUAGAUUCGAUUAUCAAUUAGAGAUUGGAUCAUUACCUCAAUCAUUAGAACAUUUACAAUUUGGUUACCUUUUUAAUCAAACCAUUGGUCAUGAUGUUCUUCCAAAAUCAUUGAAAUCACUUAUAUUAGGUUGGAAUUUCAAUAAACCAAUUGAAGUUGGUGUUUUACCUCAAUCUUUAAUAAAACUUGAAUUUGGUUAUCAUUAUAAUCAAGAGUUACCAAUUAAUUGUAUUCCACCUUCAACACAAGUUUUAAAACUUAGAAAUUGUCCAAAACAAUUAUUAGUCUCUAGUGAUUUCUUACCAUCAAGUAUUAAAAAAUUAGAAAUCAAUACAUCAACUCUAUUCUAUCCUUUCAAUAUACCAUCAAAUGUUAAAUCAUUUAAAUAUUUAGGAUCAUUAAGAGAUUUACCAAAAAUAAAUCAAUUAUAUAAUAAUAAUAAUAAUAAUAAUAAUAAUAAUAAUAAUAAUAAUAAUAAUAAUGAAUAUGGUAAUGGUGUUAACAUUAUUUGUAAUUUAAAAAAGUUAUCAUUUAGUCCAAAUUUUAAUGAACCAAUCAAUUUAAAUGAACUACCUUCAACAAUUGAAACAUUGAUAAUGAGUCAUAAAUUUAAUCAACCAUUAUUACCAAAUAGUUUUCCAAAAAAUUUAAAAGUAUUAAUAUUUGGAUAUUAUUAUAAUGAAAAAUUAACAAAGAAUAUGUUACCUAAUAAUCUUUGUUAUAUUGAAUUUGGUGAAAAGUUUGACCAAAUUUUAGAAAGUGAUUCACUUCCAAAGUCAUUAAAAUAUUUAACAUUUGAUAAAUCAUAUAAACAACCAAUUGCUUCAAAUGUUUUACCACCUUUGGAAUUAAUAAUUAUAAAGAAUUGGAAUAAUCUACCUUUUAAUUUCGAAAUUUUCGAUCAUCAUUCAAUUUUACAACAAAUUAAAAUCAUUACAAUUACAAAUAAUAAUACUAAAAAAUUUUGGAAAUUUAUAAAUAAAUAA
This is a messenger RNA of Dictyostelium discoideum AX4, 2562 nucleotides long. Its product is annotated as FNIP repeat-containing protein. NCBI's taxonomy places the organism in Eukaryota, Evosea, Eumycetozoa, Dictyosteliales, Dictyosteliaceae. The transcript has a single exon. The record is from RefSeq and is a predicted model, not a curated record. Bases 1 to 2562 code for a protein of 853 amino acids.